GAAAGCUGGACGUCUUCACUGCAUUUUUGAUUCAGUUGCCCGAGCAAGAAUAAUAAAAACAUCCAGAUAUUAUGGUCAGAAUACACAACGUCCUAUAUCCGUGAGGAUAGCAACGGAACACUCUCGGGAAUAUUCCCAAGGAUUUGGAAGGCAUCUUUGGCACAAUGUUGUCCUCGCCUGAACCACACUUGGCAUAAAUUGGAUGGUAAAAACAUAAUGAAAAAACAGGCAAGGGCAAUAGAUGCAAUGGGCAUCGCCAAAGACGAUAUUGUUGUAACAUUCCCUAUUCUGAGGAGUUUGAGUGACAGCAGUGCUCAUGACUUGACUCUUUUCAAAUUUGUUCCGUUCAAAGUUUCCCCUGGUCCUAUGUUGCUGACAAACACGAAAUCGAUCAAAAUGCAUAGCGGUAGAGAUUUUACAUUCCUUCUGCCAAUGUGGGUAAAUCCUGUGUUUUACCUUAUCUUGGCGAUGGCCGCGUCUUCUGGUGUGAUAUUUUGGGUGACGGAAUUCCGAGACAGCGGUGAAAAACCUAAUUACUCCUUCCGCAGCUUCAUUCGGGAAAUGGGAAAUAGCAUUUGGUUUUCAAUUGUUACCAUGACAACAGUUGGUUAUGGCGACAUUGUUCCACGAUAUCUACUUGCAAGGAUUUACGCGAUAAUCUGGAUGUUAACAGGGAUUGUUCUUGUGUCACUAUUUACAGCGUACACCUCCAGUGCAAUGACAACCCAUUAUAUGAAUGAAAAUAAAAGUUUGUUUGGGAAAAAGAUAGGUGUAUUCCGAAGCACACGAAUAUUUUUUCAAAACGAAAUCAACUUCGGAGCAAAAAUGACGGAAUACAAUGAGCGAGAAGCCUUUCGUGCCUUGAAUGAAGGAAAUAUUUCAAGAAUAUUGUUUCCGGACUUCAUGGAAGCUAUGUACCUUUUAUCGAAAACUGACAAAAAAUUUACCAAGGGGUUGCGUAUUGUCGAUUGCAUCAACCAUCCAUUCAAACUGGGAAUAUAUAUUGCGGCUACGAAUGAGUUGAAUAACGCGUUCUUGACUUGUCUUGCCAUGACGUUAAAUUGGUACUAUUUAGAGGAGAGCCAGAAUGAUUUCUCCAAGAUUGAAGAUUCUGAUAUCGAAAACUAUUCCCUCGACAAUGUCUUGGAUGAUUUCAUGGUAAAUCUUACCAUUUACGUGCUCUUUUUCUCUGGAUCUAUUUUGCUUCUAAGUGUUAUUGUUUGGGUGGCCAGACCCAAGCUUCAUCGAAGACUCUCGAGAUCAUAUGCUGAUAAAAACAACGCCUAAGAAGAAAUUAUACAGAGAAAAAAGGAACGACAUGAAGAUAUUUUCAAGAGAUGUUGCGGUGUCACCAUAUAUCUAUUAUAUUAUAUAACUUUAUAUAAUGUACUGUAUGUUCAUAUAAUUGCAAUAAUUGUAUAAAGUUCGCAUGCAUGGUCAAAGUGCAAGCAUGAUCUUCAAUAUUGGACCGUGUUUAUAGUUAAAAAGGAGAGGGAUAUUUGAAUGUUUGGAAUCACUUUGGAUAUAUUAGGCCUAGAUGCAAACUAAGUUUAAUUUUUACGGAUUCAACAAUGGAGGUAUACUAGAUGUG
This is a messenger RNA of Dendronephthya gigantea, 1591 nucleotides long. RefSeq lists its product as uncharacterized. Gene Ontology annotation, biological process: potassium ion transmembrane transport. The transcript has 7 exons. NCBI's taxonomy places the organism in Eukaryota, Metazoa, Cnidaria, Anthozoa, Malacalcyonacea, Nephtheidae. The record is from RefSeq and is a predicted model, not a curated record. Gene Ontology annotation, molecular function: ligand-gated monoatomic ion channel activity; delayed rectifier potassium channel activity. Bases 217 to 1287 code for a protein of 356 amino acids. Gene Ontology annotation, cellular component: membrane; voltage-gated potassium channel complex.